AAAAAUGUCAAAUUUUAGGUCAGAUACUAGCAGCACUGGUACGUAUUUUAAGUUUUCCUAGAAUGAAUAUGAAUUCUUACGUGGAUUAUUGUGAACUGUCAUAUGAACAGCGCGAAAAUAAUCCAAACAUUCCGAGUUUUAGUCCUUUUCCAUGGUAUCGGCAAUGGUUUUCAUCAAGCAGUAAUAGGUUCUUAAUAUUAAACACAGAUUUUCUCUAGCAUUUCCUUUAGACUCUCUCAUAAGACACCCUUGCCGCAAAUAUGGUUGUUAUAAUACUUUGUAUAUGGUUACAGAUCAUCAUUACUGGUAGUUUAAUUUCGAACAGUCAAUACUCUCCGUGUCUGUAGACCAUACUUGUUGCAGUCCUUGCCCGCUUGUUCUACGGGUAGAAUAAUCAAUCAUUCUUCCCCAUCCCUCUCUCAAGAAAGAUAAAAUUAGUUUUUGAGUUUUUCCAGUCGAAAGUCACUCCAUGAGUGAUUUAACGGUGUAAUAACGUUACCUACCUUAUGAACAUCCAGAGGCCAGCAGUGUUUGGCGAUCGUUUUUUUAUAGUGUAUAAGAUUCAUGAUAACAAUUGCAGUAAGACUUGCUUUUGGAACCCAGUUGAAUCAACUAAAAUGUGACCACCUAAACUUCUCUUCAUUACCGGAACUUUUUGUAAAGGUGAAAAGAUUGUGGUCGUAACGCUGGGUUUUGUCGUAGUGAGUGUUUUCAAACAGUGCUUUCAGUUUACUAGUGUUGUAUAUGAGGCAUAAUUCUUCCAUAAGUUGUGAAAACACUGAUUUUAAAGGAACAAGAUAUUUAUUAGUAAAAAAUUUUAUUUAAAAUGUAUUUUCUAUGAAACGAGUGUUUGCCUUGAUGUUGUACGUACGUUAGCCGACACUAUUCUAAUCUGAGAGAAUUGUUUUAUUAUAAUCGAAAGAAGUCACUAAAUAGAAGUUAUAUUGAAGAUUAGAAUUAAAAAAAGCUAUUAUAGAAAGCUCGUGUGUGGUUUUAUAAGCAGAUUAUUGCAAGCACCUAAGUGUAAACAUGUUAGAAACAUGCGAGGAGCAAUCCGUGAAUCGAUCAUGAGAAUGGGUGUAAACAAUCGUUAAUGAGAAUGUGUGUAAACAUGCGAGAAGCAAUUCGUGAAUCAUUAAUGAGAAUGCGUGUUUCCCAUCCAUUCCUAAUGAUACAACGGCUGGCUGUUCAAAGCCUCUCGAUCUUUCAGUUUCACGAAAUGAGCCGUGCCUCAGGUGGUAUGUAUGUCCUGUGCAUGUGUAUGACUUUGAAAAGACCAUGUUUCAUGUACUACACUUUUGCGUUAAGCUUUGUUAUUGUUGUUAUUAUUAUUAAUGUUAUUUUUAUCAUUAUUAUUAUUAUUAGUCAUUUAUUUUGUUUUUUUGAACUAGCAAAUUUUACUCUUUACUUCCUGAUUCUUACAAACUGCAUUUGGGUAUUAAACCUAAAGGUGAUUUUCAAUUUUCUCUCAGUCUGUGCUAAGCUCCCCUCUCGUCACUGUAGGCCUCAAUGCAGACGAUCGUAAAAUAUGACGAGCGAAAAUGGGCGAUGUGCACCCUGACCGUCGCCGCCCUUCUCUCGCCCGCUUUUCGAUCGUCUCUACCAAGGAGAGCAAUGACUGGAGUGGGCAAAUAGAUAAUAAUAACCACCCAACAAUCAAGACGAAACCAUUUGUAGUUGAAUUACAGGCUUCCUGGCCUUGACAAAGAGACCUGCUGAAUGAACCAGCAAACAGCUUAAACGGGCUUUUCGAAAUGGUGAUCAGAAACCUUUUCAAUCGUUCGCUUCUUACCCUACUCAUGGUUAGACUUUCUCAUCAAACCGCCUCCUUUUGUCCUUUACCAAAUACUUCACUGGAUACCAGGGAUUCGGGUGCUUGGUAGCCAGGCCAGGAUGAGUAGCUCAGAAGAAUUGUCACAGUAUGAGGAAACAUCAACUAAAACGUCCAAAUCUUUGCAACAUAGUGAUAUAUCGGUGAUUCCACGAGAUAUGUACGGUUUGUAUGGAGUGCAUGUGAGCAAUCUUCCCUCGGACAUCUCUGAGAAACUUCUCCACAAGACGUUCUCUUCUGUUGGUAAAGUAGCUGUUUGUAAAGUUAUGGAUCCAAAGACGCGUCCGGGAAGUCCUUUUCCUACUUACGCAUUUGUCAAAUUUUCAAGCAGAGAAGAAGCCUUUGAUGCAUUGUCAAAGUUUAAUGGUUACACACUCAAUGAUAGCAUCUUGGCUGUCAGACCUGCUUAUAUUUCCGAAAGAAUUAAAAAGUUUCAACCACAGAAACAUCGCCGCACGGACAGGAUUUCUAACAAAAGCGAAAUUAAUGGAAAUGCUGAUAGAGAGAAAGAAACUCCGAAAUCUUAUGUGAUGAAUUCGUCUGACUGCCGAUUGAGGGAUGGCAGGCUGCAAGAAGGUGAUGUUAUUGUAUAUAAUGGAACUUUCAUUAAAUCGUCUCCAACGAAGGGAUAUACCGGACAAGAAGUGGCUCCGCGGUUUAGAAAAAGUUCCUCACUCGAUGAUGCUUUAGAUAACUCAGAAAAAUUUCAAGUCGUUUCACCAGAGGUACCAUCUAAUUCAGCAAUUCAAGCACACCAAAAAUCAAAUGAUGAUCGAUCAGGAAUUUCUGUUGAACAAACAUCAGACAACACUGACAGCCGUUCAAACACAUCUUCAUCAGCAUUUCAUUUAUAUCAAGGGUCAUCGGGAAUGCAAAAGCGUUUACAAACCACUGGUAACGUUCAACAUCAUAGACCAGUGAAGAAUGGAUUUACACAAAUGAACUCAGAUCUUUCACAUCUGCGACUUUCUCCCUCAAGUCAUUGUAGUUCAGAAAAUUACCAUCAGGGAGGUGAAGCUUUGUCAAGGAGGGAUGAUGUACACCAAGGUGCACCUGUUUGGAUUCCAUCUCCACCUGGAAAUAUUGGAGUUACUUUCUCCAGCAAUAGAAACAAGCCAGCUAAUAGCCCAAGGAGGAGCUGCCUAUCGAGUUCCAGUGUAGCUACCUGGAGCACUACAGAUGUGGUGCAAUUCUUUUGUAAUACUGACUGUGCUGAGUAUGCAGGAUUCUUUCAAGAGCAGGAGAUUGACGGCAGGGCUCUGAUGUUGUUAAAUCGCGAUACAUUGUUGCAGUUUUUUAAAGUUGGACCGACACUUAAAAUUCUACAGCAGAUAGAUGAGUUGAGAUCAAAAGGUUAAUCACUUGUCACUUGUGUGAAAAAUUUUGUGGCUUCCCUUGGACAAUUUGGAUUUGUUUUUCUAACUUCCUACUGAAGACCAAUCUGGUUGUGGAUGCAGUUUUAUUGAUCCUGUUAAACUGCUGACAAGAUGGGGUCUCUACAGUGUUCAAUACACAAGACUUGGAAAGUCAUGAAAUUUUGCAGCAUCAUUUUCCAGGCCUGACAAGAACAAGAAUUAGUGCAAGUCUUCCAAGUCCUUGAAAUUUACACUGUAACAUCAUUAUGUAUGUUCUCCAUACUGUUUUCUAUAAAUUUCCUAAGGUAAUUACAGGAGAAUUUGUUUAAUAUCAUUAUGUAUACCGCUAUUUGCCAUACUGUUUUCUAUACAUUUCCUAAAGAACUUACUGGGAAAAUUUGUUUAACAUCAUUAUGUAUAUU
Molecule: messenger RNA, 3608 nt
Organism: Pocillopora damicornis (cauliflower coral)
Lineage: Eukaryota; Metazoa; Cnidaria; Anthozoa; Scleractinia; Pocilloporidae
Biological process (GO): negative regulation of DNA-templated transcription
Cellular component (GO): nucleus
Molecular function (GO): histone binding; chromatin binding; RNA binding
Source: RefSeq, a predicted model, not a curated record